AUGGGGAAGAAGCUGGUGAUGGCCCAGAAGCGGGGAGAGACCCGAGCCCUCUGCCUGGGCGUGGCCAUGGUGGUGUGCGCCGUCAUCACCUACUACAUCCUGGGCACCACCGUGCUGCCCCUGUACCAGAAAAGCGUGUGGACGCAGGAAUCCACGUGCUCCCUGAUUGACACCAACAUCAGGGACCAGGAGGAGCUGGAGGGCAAGAAGGUGCCCCAGUACCCAUGCCUGUGGGUCAACGUGUCAGCCGUGGGCCGGUGGGCUGUGCUGUACCACACGGAGGACACCCGGGACCAGAACCAGCAGUGCUCCUACAUCCCAGGCAGCCUGGACAACUACCAGACGGCCCGCGCUGAUGUGGAGAAGGUCAAAGCCAAAUUCCACGAGCACCAGGUUUUUCACUGCUUCUCGACGACUCGGGAGAAUGAGACCAGUGUCCUGUACCGGCGUCUCUAUGGGCCCCAGACCCUCCUCUCCUUUCUCUUCUGGCCUACCUUCCUGCUGACUGGGGGCCUUCUCAUUAUCGCCAUGGUCAAGAUCAACCAGUCCCUCUCCAUCCUGGCAGCCCAGAAGUAG
Messenger RNA from Diceros bicornis minor, 576 nucleotides. It is a transcript of the gene KCNMB1, whose product is annotated as potassium calcium-activated channel subfamily M regulatory beta subunit 1. Gene Ontology annotation, molecular function: potassium channel regulator activity; calcium-activated potassium channel activity. Gene Ontology annotation, cellular component: membrane; voltage-gated potassium channel complex. The coding region runs from base 1 to 576 and encodes 191 amino acids. The transcript has 3 exons. Lineage: Eukaryota; Metazoa; Chordata; Mammalia; Perissodactyla; Rhinocerotidae. Gene Ontology annotation, biological process: detection of calcium ion; potassium ion transport. The record is from RefSeq and is a predicted model, not a curated record.